CAGGAGUCCUUGGUUGUCGGCCUGCUGUAGGUUACAAGCCCUGCGAGGGACACAGACAAAAUGCAGAGCUGGACGCAGUUAUACCGCUCUCUGGCCACGCGGAGCCACCACCUUCCCUGCAAACUGCAUGGCGCUGCAGCUCUGUCCGUCAGAACCUACGCUGACAAAGCAGCAAUUGAUGCAGACGUGACAGUGGUGGGCUCCGGUCCAGGCGGCUAUGUCGCUGCCAUCAAAGCUGCACAGCUCGGCUUCAAGACAGUGUGUGUUGAGAAAAAUGUCACGCUGGGUGGAACCUGUCUGAACGUCGGCUGCAUCCCCUCAAAGGCUCUGCUAAACAACUCCUACUUGUACCACAUGGCUCACGGCAAGGACUUUGAAAGCAGAGGCAUCGAGAUUUCAGGCAUCUCGUUGAACCUGGAGAAGAUGAUGGCUCAGAAGAGCGGAGCGGUCAAAGCGCUGACUGGAGGAAUCGCUCAUCUAUUCAAACAGAACAAAGUGACCCACGUCAACGGCUUCGGGAGGGUGACGGGUAAGAACCAGGUGACGGCCGUAGCGGCGGACGGCAGCGAGCAGGUCAUCAACACCAAGAACAUCCUCAUCGCCACCGGCUCCGAGGUCACGCCCUUCCCUGGGAUCCAGAUCGACGAGGAGAGCGUCGUGUCAUCAACAGGAGCUCUGUCCCUGAAGAAGGUUCCGGAGGAGCUGAUCGUGAUCGGAGCCGGAGUCAUCGGAGUGGAGCUGGGGUCAGUGUGGCACCGUCUGGGCUCUAAAGUCACAGCGGUGGAGUUCUUGGGCCAUGUGGGCGGCAUGGGCAUCGACAUGGAGAUGUCCAAGAACUUCCAGCGCAUCCUGCAGAAGCAGGGCCUCAAGUUCAAGCUCGGCACCAAAGUCAUGGGAGCCACCAAGAGGCCCGACGGCAAGAUCGAUGUGGCAGUGGAGGCGGCGGCCGGAGGGAAGAACGAGACUCUGACAUGUGACGUCCUGCUGGUCUGUAUCGGCAGACGACCUUACACCGAGAACCUGGGUCUGGAUUCUGUAGGCAUCGAGCUGGACAACAGGGGCCGCAUCCCCGUCAACAACCGCUUCCAGACCAAAGUACCCAGUAUUUAUGCCAUCGGCGACGUGGUCGCUGGGCCAAUGUUGGCCCACAAGGCCGAGGACGAGGGCAUCAUCUGCGUGGAGGGCAUGGCCGGCGGCGCCGUGCACAUCGACUACAACUGCGUUCCCUCCGUCAUCUACACACACCCCGAGGUGGCCUGGGUGGGCAAGACAGAGGAGCAGCUCAAAGAGGAGGGCGUCCCGUACAGAGUCGGCAAGUUCCCCUUCGCAGCCAACAGCCGAGCCAAGACCAACGCCGACACCGAUGGCAUGGUGAAGAUCCUCAGCCACAAGGAGACGGACAGGAUGCUGGGAGCUCACAUCGUGGGAACUGGGGCAGGAGAGAUGAUCAAUGAAGCCGCUUUGGCCAUGGAGUACGGUGCUUCCUGUGAGGACGUCGCCAGAGUCUGCCACGCCCAUCCUACGGUGUCGGAGGCCUUCCGAGAAGCAAACCUGGCCGCUUCCUUCGGCAAAGCCAUCAACUUCUGAUCUGCCGGCCGCUGUCGCACCUUCAGUGUACAUAACAGAGGAGAAACAGGAAGCUGUGUGUGUCUGCGUCAAAAUCUUCAUUCAACCCGCCCGGAUCCUCCGUGUACAUCCACGCUGUACCACAUUUAGUUCUAAUGUUAUUUAAAUGUUCUCAAUAAAAUGAUAAAGGUGGUUUGGGCGGUAAAUAAACACUGACUGCAGAUCAGUCUUUUUGCUUUCCAAACACAUAGUUUAAAGGAUCCCAGAAGAGCAUAUUAUUCACUCACAUACAGUACAUAGAGAGAUGAAUGUUAUUUUUCCUGGGUGACUGCAGCCUCUUUGGUAAAAGAAGGAGAAGGUGUCCUGUUUUUUGUAGAAUCAACAGGACGAACAUGACAUGUAACCAGAGCGGGAAACUGCAAGCGGUUCCACAGUUUCAGGUUUUAAAGGUUAAAUCUGCUCUUAAAGUUGCUCUUUGGGGGUCACAUACGUUGAGUUUCAUUGGUUCUUCAGUCAGUGACAUCACAGCAGGUGUGUCAGCCCUGGAUUAUCAAUAUAUUACGUGAGGAAAAAACCUCUGGCCAAGACAAAAUAACAAAAUAAAAAUUAAUCAUAUAUAUGUGGAAAGUUUUCAAGAAUUUCUUUCUAUAUUUUUGCCAAAACCUUAAAACAGGUUUCGGUCGUCAUGAAUGAGAUUAAAGUCAGAUCCAUUCACUGACGUGGUGAAAGGUGAGGAAGACCAGAAGACUGAGGAAGAAGUUUACGGUGAUCUUUAUUUCCCUUCUGUGGGAAUUCUGUUUUAAACUCAGCAUCGUCUUUGACAACUGAAGGCUUCGCUGUGGAGUUUUAGACCUGGAGUGGCACCGUGGAGCUGUUUGUCUUUGAGUGGGUUCCUGUUUUGGUUUUCUUGGACAUACAUGUGGGUGAUGUGAUGCAGUCCUAACGGUUUCAUGCUGAUCCACUGAUCAGACAUGCUGACGUGCAGCAGUGAGGAAGAAGCGCUGCAAACAUGGAUGUAAACAAUGCUGGAUUUAAAAUGCUUAAAAAGCUGCUUUGCAGUGUGUUAACGAGGAGGGAAAUCCGCUCCAUGUGCUGUUUUGGUGAGUUGUGAAAGCAUUGUGUGUGUUUGGAGGAAAACUCCACAGGGCCCCUUUAAGUGCAACACCUGUUGUGACAUCACUGAUUGUGCCUGACCAGGUGAGCAACAUGCUGCCAGGUUUAUGCCAGCAGAACAGAACAGAGCAGCAGCAGUUUCCUGUAGCUACAGUCUUGAUUCCCCCUUUAAAGACCAGUAUAAAUUCAGUUCUGGAGAAGAGCUGUUGAUAGUUGCCGGGAAACCGUUUCCUGCUCUGAUUACUUCGAUGUGAUUGGCUCCGGCCUGCUCUUGCUUAUCUCACCACUGAAACCAAUAAAUGCAGUAUCA
Molecule: messenger RNA, 2989 nt
Organism: Chelmon rostratus (copperband butterflyfish)
Lineage: Eukaryota; Metazoa; Chordata; Actinopteri; Chaetodontiformes; Chaetodontidae
Gene: dldh
Product: dihydrolipoamide dehydrogenase
Exons: 14
Coding region: 61-1587 (508 amino acids)
Cellular component (GO): mitochondrion; oxoglutarate dehydrogenase complex
Molecular function (GO): flavin adenine dinucleotide binding; dihydrolipoyl dehydrogenase (NADH) activity
Source: RefSeq, a predicted model, not a curated record